Adineta ricciae is the source of this 2142-nucleotide messenger RNA. The record is from the annotation of a GenBank genome assembly. Lineage: Eukaryota; Metazoa; Rotifera; Eurotatoria; Adinetida; Adinetidae.
AUGUCUCAAAAUUCAGGACCAUUUCUCGUCUCUUCACAUGGUCAUCCUGGAUUUAAUCCUCGGCCACCAUUAUCAGGAGCAGCAACAGCCUCCGCAUCAUCUAAGCGAAUGAGCAACGGUAUAAUGCCUGGUACUAGCCCAGGAAAUACAUCUAUGGGUACGAACAUGGGUCUCUCGUCAUCACCUUCAUCGAUGCGCUCAGCUGGCUCGAUGGGUGCAAUGAAACCAGGCGGUGUUGGCAUGGUUCCAAUGGAUAAAUCUAAUUCGAUGCCAUAUCCCAAUCGUUAUAGUCGCAAACCAUGGCCUAUGGCACGUAGUGUGCAUGACAAAGGUAUUCGUGGACAUGAUGAUCAUGAAACGCCAUAUCUUCGUUCAGGUAUGCCAGGACACAGUGGUCCGAUGGAUGGUAUGAAUAGUUCAUCCUUCACGAUUGAACCAUCAACAGAUGACGAUGAAGGUGAUGAUAUAUAUUUUUCGUCGCGUCAUAUAGCCGCUGCACGUUUUCAACGUAAUCAACGUUUAUUAUAUGAGAUUUUUAAUGAAGUUUGUAUACCUGAUUUACGAUCAAAUAUUAGUGUUGAUCGUAUAUUAACGUUGCGUCGUCAAGUCGAUGCACUCAAAACACAUCGUGAAACAUUCGAAAAGGAUUUGAAGGAAUUAGAAGAAAAACAUCUGGACAAGAAGCGAAAAUUUUUAGACGCUAAUGAGAAAUUUCAUAAUGAAUAUGCUGAAGCAUCAUCGACCAACUUGAGUCGUGAGAAAAUCAACGAAAUCUUACAAAAAUACGAAGCAAUGGAAAAACUGCAAAAAGAAAAACAAUUACUCUUACAACAACAGCAAGCUGCUGCAACUCCACCACCACCUCUCCCUUCGCAACCUGCAUCAACAACUGCGGUCGUUCAACCUCCAACCACCCCUGUACCAGCACCAACUAAAGUUGAACCAGUAUCGACUGCUGAGGUUCCUCAACAACAACAACAACCGACACCACCUCCAGUACAACCAGUACCAACUCAACCACCAAUUCCAAGUCAAAUGCCAGCAUCGCAACCUGUACAACCUCAAUUACCACCUCAGCCUAUGCCUACUCCGAUGCAAUCUGUGCCUCCCCCAAUGCCUGUUCAACAACAACAGCAACAACAUAUACCAACCGCAAUGCCUCCCACGUCCCACGUGCCGCCGCCAUUACCCCAAAGUCAACAUGUUCCACCUCCAAUGCCAUCGUCUCAACCACCUGUACAAACUCAACUACCACCAUCACAACCGGCACCUGUUAUGCAGCAAGUACCACCACCGCCACCGCAGCAGCAGCAGCAACAACAGCAGCAGCCACAGCCACCGCCGCCACAACAACAACAACAAAUGUUGCCUCCUCAACAGCAACAGCAGCAACAACAACAACAGCCGCCACCACAGGUUCCUCCGCACCAAGGUUAUCCUAUGAUGCAUCAAGGUGGUGGUUAUCCUCCAGCACCAGGCUAUGGUCAUCCACAACAAGCUCAACAAUAUCGUCCGCCUCCACCAAUGAAUCAACGUCCUGGACAAUAUCCACCAAAUGUUCAAUGGCAACAACAACAACAACCUUUACCGCCGCAACAACAGCAAUGGCAGCCUACUGCUUAUGAUCCUCGGUAUUAUAAUCCAUAUCCACCUAAUGCACAAUGGCCUCAACAACCGCAACAACAACAAUGGCCACCGAAUCAAAUGCCACCUCAACAACAACAACAACAAAUGGGUAUGGUUCCACCACAGCAACAGCAGCCCAUGGGUGUUGUUCCUCAACAACAAGGACCACCGCCUCAAAUGCGUGGCCCUCCUCAACAACAACAGCAGCAGCAGCAGCAAGGACCACCACCACAGAUGUACGUUAACGGCGUUAAUUACGGCUAUGGUGGAGCUCCUCCUGGUAGUUGGAAUGGUGGUGCACCUCCACACCCAUCUCAGCAAUAUGGCUAUCCACAGAACCCUCCAUACGAUCCGUCAGGUGUGCCUGGGCCACCACAACAGCAGUACUAUGCUCCACCUCCACAAGGUUACGAUUAUGGUCCACCACCUCCUCAGCAACAAGUUCCUCUUCAACCUCCUCCUCAACAGCAGCAGCAACAACAACAACAACCACCACCACCUUCUCAGAUGAAUUGA